This is a messenger RNA of Onthophagus taurus, 1183 nucleotides long. RefSeq names its product dihydropteridine reductase-like. Gene Ontology annotation, cellular component: cytoplasm. The record is from RefSeq and is a predicted model, not a curated record. Gene Ontology annotation, biological process: L-phenylalanine catabolic process; tetrahydrobiopterin biosynthetic process. NCBI's taxonomy places the organism in Eukaryota, Metazoa, Arthropoda, Insecta, Coleoptera, Scarabaeidae. Gene Ontology annotation, molecular function: NADH binding; 6,7-dihydropteridine reductase activity; NADPH binding.
AUAAGAUUAAAUUUAUUAUUAAAUCAUUUUAUUAUCAAAGUAGCUGAUUAAACAUACAAAUAAACUGUCAACAUUUCAAAAUUAUUGUCACAAGAUAACAUGGCGGCUUCAAAUUACAAUGGAUAUUGCUUGGUUUAUGGGGGUGUUGGAGCUUUAGGUAGCGGGUGUGUAUCGCAAUUUAAAGCGGCGAAUUGGUGGGUUGUGUCUGUUGAAGUUUGGAAACCAACAGUGGAACCUGAUGAAGGAGCAACAUUAAUUGUACUUCACAAACAUAAAGAUAUUGUGAGCCAAACUGUAAACGUUGAAGCUGAUGUCAACAUUUUAAUUGAUACUUCCAAAAGCAUACAAAACCAAGAAAGUGAAUUACACGAAGCUAUCGGUUCACUUCUUGACGGUAGUUUAUUAGAUGCGGUUGUUUGCGUUGCUGGAGGAUAUAUUCAAGGAAAUAUAAACAGUGAUUUCGUCGAAAGUUGCGAAAGAAUGUGGGUGCAAAAUAUGUGGCCAUCAUUAUUAGCAACACAAAUAGCGUCAAAAUAUUUAAAAGCGGGAGGAAUGCUUUGCUUAACUGGUGCUAAAGCUGCUUUAGCAUCAACUCCGCAUGCAAUAGCCUAUGGUUUUUGUAAAUCAGCUAUUCACCAAUUCACAAAAAGUUUGGGUCAUCCCGUAAGUGGAUUGCCAAAGGAUACUUUAACAGUAUGUUUGUUGCCUGUAACUUUAGACACUGUUAUGAACAGACAAAUGAUGCCAAACGCAGAUGUAUCGGGAUGGACUCCAACCAAAUAUAUAACAGAAUUAGUUGUCAAAUGGGCGCGAGGAGAAGACAGGCCAGCUAAUGGUAGCCUAGUACAAUUUGUUACUCAAAAUUUUAAUACGGAUAUUACUAUCUUAUAAUCUAAUCAAUACCAUGUUACUUUUUAUUUCAACAAUAAUUACAAUCUUUAAAACAUUUAAAUACACAAUGUUUACAUUUGUUAUAAACGAUCAAAAUUAAUUCAAGAUGGUCCUUUUAACUUUGAGCAAUUGAAUAUAUAGAAUAUAAACACAUUAUGAUUUAACCAAUACAAUAAUGAGAAUUUAUAAAUUAAAGAAUUUGUUUUUUACAUUAAUAACCUAUCAUUAAUGUACUGUAGAAUCCAUAAUUUUUUAUCAAUUGAAUUGUGAUCAAUAAAAGUCUGAAAGAAUA